Caenorhabditis briggsae is the source of this 1401-nucleotide messenger RNA. RefSeq names its product Protein CBR-PMK-3 (gene Cbr-pmk-3). Gene Ontology annotation, cellular component: cytoplasm; nucleus. Gene Ontology annotation, molecular function: ATP binding; MAP kinase activity. Lineage: Eukaryota; Metazoa; Nematoda; Chromadorea; Rhabditida; Rhabditidae. Gene Ontology annotation, biological process: intracellular signal transduction; protein phosphorylation. The annotation marks the transcript as partial. The record is from RefSeq and is a predicted model, not a curated record. The transcript is spliced from 8 exons.
UCGUCGUCAUCCACAUCAUCUACUCUCCCAAUAUCACACGUCCGUCGUCAUGAAGACGUGCCUACACCAAGCGCUCCACCAAGUAAACGAAGUAAUAUCCAACCACAAGAGAGUUACGAGCCUAAAACCUGGUUACAACAACAGAUGGAACAAGAGCAACAGAGAAAGUUAGCCGAGGAGAAGAAAAAACAGAGUACCUCAACAACGGGGGACGACGAAGAGGACAUGUUACAGGAUGUUCUUUCCCAACCGCGUGGUCCUCACAAACGAAGAUUCAAUUUUGUGAUGGUCAGCAAUAUCACAUUUGCCAUUCCGGAAGGUUAUGAUGUCGAUAGUAUUGAAUAUUUGGGUGGAGGCUCUUUUGGAAAUGUUAUAAAAACAAGCGCUGUUUGCCGAGACGGUCAUCGUCGUUGGGUGACAAUCAAGAAGAUGCGAGAACCCUUUUUUGAUCCACAUCAUGCUCGACGCAUUUUCCGAGAGAUCAAAUUGCUUCAAUUAAUGAGACACGACAAUAUCAUCUGCGCACUUGACAUUUACACUCCUGACGAGGAAAACGAUUUUCGUGAUGUAUAUGUAGUCACUGAAUUUGCUGGGCGAAGUCUCUAUCGUAUCCUUAAACAACAAAGGGAUUAUGGAAGACGGGUGUUGACCGAAGAGCAUGUGAAAUUUAUAAUUUAUCAAAUCAUAAGAGCACUCAAGUACAUUCAUUCAGCAAAUAUCAUCCAUCGAGACCUCAAGCCCGGUAAUCUGGCUCUCACAGACGAUUCUGAUCUGAUGAUUCUUGAUUUUGGUCUUGCAAGAUCUCUAGAAAAAAAGGACACAUCUCUAACUCAAUAUGUGCAAACAAGAUGGUACCGUAGUCCCGAAGUCAUUUACUGGAAAAUCGACAGCUACACAAAUCUAGCAGACAUGUGGUCAGUUGGAUGUAUUGCUGCUGAACUUCUUACCGGAGAUCCUUUAUUUCCUGGAGAUGAUGUGAAUGCUCAAUAUCAAAGAAUCACUCAAUUGUGCGGAAGUCCCGAUGAGGAACUUUUAGCAAAAAUUGAAAAUGACAACUCGUCAGCAAUGAAAGCUGUCAUCCAAUCUUAUAAAGUUUACAAACGAAGGAACUUCCGAGAAGUCUUCGCUGCCUACAGUCCGUCUGCAGACUUUAUUGACCUAAUUGAGAAACUUCUUGUUCUGGAUCCAGAGAAGAGAAUCACUGUGGAAGAGGCUAUUCAGCAUCCAUAUCUCGCCGAGUUCUCCCUUCCAGCAGAUGAGCCAAGAGCAGAUCAUAUCUUCGAUUUGGAUGACACUCAAGCUAGAACACGCUUCCAAUGGAGAGACGCUGUGUGGACCGAGAUAAUGAACUAUCAGCGAAUCAUGCAGUCGCCUAUUAUCCCUGGAGAAACGGAUCGUUGA